Molecule: messenger RNA, 2075 nt
Organism: Panicum hallii
Lineage: Eukaryota; Viridiplantae; Streptophyta; Magnoliopsida; Poales; Poaceae
Product: pentatricopeptide repeat-containing protein At2g44880
Exons: 2
Coding region: 161-1768 (535 amino acids)
Biological process (GO): RNA modification
Molecular function (GO): protein binding; RNA binding
Source: RefSeq, a predicted model, not a curated record
GGCCGAACCUGUCCCGGAGGGGGCGGACCCAACAACUCAGCCCACAUUGGCCCAUAACUUUUCGUGCGAACGGUCACCGAAGCCGGUUCACAUCUUUCUUCGUUCCUCUUCGGCUCUCCGCCCCCGGCGCGCCGUCGCCGCAAGAUCGAGAACGCCGCGUAUGAUGCGUCCCUCCAAGCGCAGCUCCAUCUUGACCGCAUUGCUCGGCCGUGGUCGCCGCACCUUCGCCGUCGCGUCCUCCGGCCGGAACCGCCGGCCCGUCUCGCCACUCGCACCGGACGAUUGUACCUUCCCUUUGCUUCUCAAGGAGGCCGCGGCCGAAGCCGCAGGGGCCUCGAGGCGCAGGAGCUCGAUCGAGGGCCAGAAGCUCCACGCGGGAGUCAUCAAGUUCGGUUUCUCCUCAUGCGUCUACGCCUCGACGGCUCUCGUUGACUUCUACUCCAAGGCCGGCGACCUGGCCUCUGCGCGCGUUGUCUUCGAUGCAAUGCCGCGCCGGACGCUGCCUUCCUGGACGGCCAUCAUGGUCGGGUACGCCAGGAAUGGAGAUAUGAGGUCGGCGGAAGAGGUCUUCUCGUUGAUGCCGGAAAAGGAUACCCCGGCUUACAAUGCCAUGAUUGAUGGGUUUGUGAAGGUCGGUGAUGUCCCCUCGGCACAGAAGGUUUUUGAUGCAAUGCCGGAGAGGAACGUUGUUUCUCGGACUUGCUUGAUGCAUGGUUAUUGCAUGGCGGGGAAUAUGGAGGCCGCUAGGGAGUUGUUUGAUGCGAUGCCACGAAGGCGGAAUUUGCACUCUUGGAAUGUGAUGAUCAGGGGCUACUGCCGGAACCAUGAGUCUGGGAAGGCACUGAAUCUUUUUAGAGAAUUGCAGUCUCAAUCAUGUCCAUUUGAGCCAAAUGAAGUGACACUCGUAAGUGUUAUCCCUGCAAUCACUGAUACUGGUGCCAUGGAUCUUGGACGGUGGGUGCAUGAGUUUGCUAGGAGAAAGGGAUUGGAUCGGAGGGCUAAUGUCGCCACAGCGCUAAUCGACAUGUAUUCGAAAUGUGGAAAUGCAAAUGAAGCUAUGCGAGUGUUUAACCAAUUGAAGCCUAAGGAAGUUACAUGUUGGAAUGCUAUAAUAAAUGGUCUUGCAGUGAAUGGCUAUCCCAGAGAGGCUCUUGGUUUGUUUGAGGAAAUGCGAAGAAAUGGGAUUUCCCCUAAUAGUGUGACCAUGAUUGGAGUUCUGUCAGCUUGUAGCCAUGGGGGGCUUGUAGAUGAAGGUAAGCAGUGGUUUCAGGAAAUGGAGGUGCUAGGGAUCAGCAAAAAGGUAGAGCAUUACGGAUGCAUGGUGGACCUUCUAGGACGCUGCGGGUAUUUGAGUGAAGCCAUGGAGUUGAUUGGAAAAAUGCCCUCUGGACCCAAUGGCAUAGUUUUAAGCUCACUGCUCUUUGCUUGUGCAUGCCAUGGUGCUGUAGAUAUGGCAGAGAGUGUUAUGAAGCGAGUGGUUGAGGUGGAGCCAAGGAACAUUGGGAAUUACAUAAUUAUGAGAAAUCUAUAUGCUGCAAAGAAUAUGUGGCAUGAUGCGCUGAACAUGAAAGAUAAGAUACAUAAGCUUGGGGGUAAAAAAGAGGCUGGAUGCAGUCUUGUUGAGAUUGGGACCAGUGUUUCGGAGUUUGUUUCUGGGGACAAGGCUCAUCCAGAGUGGGAGGUCAUAUGUGAAAUUACUGGGUGCCUUCAAUUGCAUAUGGGAGUUCCCACAGAGGAGGAUUUUGAUUUCACCGGACAUAUUAUCUGAGUAAAUCGUUGUGCUGACAUCGUAGGAGAGGAGACUGACCAAGCAUUUGUAUGAAAUAUUCUCUCUAGGGGUUCAGCUUUAUGUCUAUCUAUUGGAAACUAUGGUAGCAGACGCUGCAUAUUGCUACGCCAUGAUCCAGAAAACCAAUAAGGUGAAUGAUUCCUAUAGGAAUAAAGGAAUGGUAAUUCUAAUGGAGUAUAUAAAGGUGGCACUGCUUUCGUUGCAGCUUCAUGCAAGCUCAGUGGCGGAGGAGCCAAUGUGGCAAGGUAUGGCGGUUGCCAUACCUACGCACUGAAAUACUGAAUCG